AUGGCGGCUGGUUCGCGCGGCCGCCAGCCGUGGGGCUCGCGCCUCCUCGGGCUGCUCGGGCUGGUUUCGGUCUCGGUCGCGGCCGCCGCCUGGGACUUGGCUUCAUUGCGCUGCAGCUUCGGCACCUUCUGCGAAUGUGACUUCCAGCCCGACUUCCAGGGUCUGGAGUGUGACCUGGCCCAGCACCUGGCGGGCCAGCACUUGGCCAAGGCGCUGGUGGUGAAGGCGCUGAAGGCCUUCGUGCAGGACCCGGCCCCCACCAAGCCGCUGGUCCUCUCCCUGCACGGCUGGACAGGCACCGGCAAGUCCUAUGUCAGCGCCCUGCUGGCCCACUACCUCUUCCGGGGUGGCCUCCGCAGCCCCUACGUGCACCACUUUUCCCCCGUCCUCCACUUCCCCCACCCCAGCCACAUGGAGCGCUACAAGAAGGAUCUUAAGAGCUGGGUGCAGGGGAACCUCACUGUUUGUGGCCGCUCCCUCUUCCUUUUUGAUGAGAUGGACAAGCUGACCCCAGGCCUGAUGGAGGUCCUACAGCCUUUCCUGGGCUCCUCCUGGGUGGUGUAUGGGACCAACUAUCGAAAAGCCAUCUUCAUCUUCAUCAGCAACACCGGCGGCGAGCAGAUCAACCAGGUGGUGCUGGAGGCGUGGCGCAGCCGCCGGGACCGCGAGGAGGUCGGCCUGCAGGAGCUGGAGCCGGUCAUCUCGCAGGCGGUGCUGGACAACCCCCACCACGGCUUCUGGCGCUCGGGCAUCAUGGAGGAGCACCUCCUGGACGUCCUGGUGCCCUUCCUGCCGCUCCAGCGGCACCACGUGCGGCACUGCGUGCUCAACGAGCUGGCCCAGCUGGGCCUGGAGCCCAGGGACGAGGUCAUCCAGGCCGUGCUGGACAGCACCACCUUCUUCCCUGACGACGAGCAGCUCUUCUCCUCCAAUGGCUGCAAGACUGUGGCUUCCCGGAUCGCCUUCUUCCUCUGA
Messenger RNA from Pipistrellus nathusii (Nathusius's pipistrelle), 975 nucleotides. NCBI's taxonomy places the organism in Eukaryota, Metazoa, Chordata, Mammalia, Chiroptera, Vespertilionidae. The record is from the annotation of a GenBank genome assembly.